This is a messenger RNA of Frieseomelitta varia, 10955 nucleotides long. It is a transcript of the gene Wnk, whose product is annotated as mucin-17. The transcript is spliced from 21 exons. Gene Ontology annotation, biological process: intracellular signal transduction; monoatomic ion homeostasis; lipid transport. The record is from RefSeq and is a predicted model, not a curated record. Lineage: Eukaryota; Metazoa; Arthropoda; Insecta; Hymenoptera; Apidae. Gene Ontology annotation, cellular component: cytoplasm. Bases 1254 to 10577 code for a protein of 3107 amino acids. Gene Ontology annotation, molecular function: potassium channel inhibitor activity; ATP binding; lipid carrier activity.
UAGCAAGUUCUGGAUUAACAUAGUCUCGUAUUGAGAUUAAUGCGCGUGAAAAAAAUAAAAGUUGUUCCAUGCUCGACGAAUAUGUUCCCGUCAACUUCAACGUGUCUUUAUGUCACAUUGACUUCGUAAAAAUUCGACUUGAAAGAAUUUCUACUGUCUGUGGAGGAUCCGUUUUAAGCAUCAUAUAUAUAAUCAUAGUGUAUUCAACUACACGAGUGCAUCACGCAAUUUCUACACUCUAAUUAGAUACAUAUUUUCCUGUACGUAAAUUACGCUCAAUUCUUUAAAUAUUUUUUUGAGGAUUUUUCUUGACGUGACGCUUCUGUUGCGUAGAAGAAACAUGUAUAUAAAUGGGUAUCUGGCACACGAACGCUUAAAGUGAUCGAGAAGUGAUAUGCGAAAUAAGUUCAUUGCGAAAUUCUUUUUUUUAUUAUUAAAACAUUCUAACAAAGUAAAUAUAUAUAAAGUUCGAUUGAUAAAAUUACCGGAGUAAAUAUCCAGGGAACAAAAGCUAGAAGAACAAUUUGGUGUUACAUGUAUGUAGAGUAAAUUAAUGAAUAAAUCAUUGAAUCGUAUCGUAGUUGAGAGGACGGUUAUCAGGAAAAAAAAAAUAAAACCUACAAAAACAAUUCUCAAUGACCGCGCUGUGUUACAUGAUAACGUAAUUGUGCUUGGUGUGUACGCGGCAUAAAUUUAUAACUUGAUCGUCGUUAACGCAUAGCACCGCGAGAGUGCGCGUUAUUUAGUGAAAAAAAAUGGUGGUUAUUUGGGUGUAGUCGGACGAUUUUCUGCACAAAUGUGAAUACCGGUUGACUAAGAAAUUACGUGUGCUGUUUGUCAGUGCGUCGCAAGGCUAAUAUGACUGGAUCUAUAUCAGAGAAUCAUUUAACUUCUUUGGUAUUAAAUAUUUAUUAAAAAAUUGAAGUAACAGAGUAUAUUUGAUAAUUAAGAAGAAAAAAAAUCUGUGAUGAAUAUAAAACAUACUCUGUACAUUUGCAUAAAUGCAUCCAGUAUUUUAUAGUUUGAAAAAUAAAAUUAAUUAAAGAUACAUACUGUUUUCCUGAUGAAUAAUAUGACAUUAAAAGUUCUUAUAAAAUCUUUAUCCAAGUCGAAUUGAGAAAGAAAGAAAUAUAUAUAUAUAAAAAUUUAUAUAUAUAUAAAUAUAUGUACAUAUAUAAAUAUAUGUACAUAUAUAUAAAAUAGGAGGCAAGGAUUUUUAUAAAGUGAAUUCUUUCAUACGUUGGUUAUGUGCAAUGCCGAGAUGCUGCAAUGAAAACAAGGCAGUGAGUUCGGUUGGCACUAGUCGGGAACAUAAUACAGAAGAUAUUUUAUUAACACAGAGUCGUUCUUUUACUAUUGGAAAUCAGUUGGAAUUAGAGGAAGAUCCACCAAUUGUUGAGAAAUCACACAGAAGAGUAAGGUGUGAUCUAAGUCCAGUUCCAACAAGCACAAGUACUAAUUUGAAUAUAAAGCUUUUAAGUAUUAAGGGAGAUAGAAAUAUUCGUCAAGAUCAAGUGGACACUGGAUCUGGUGGGUACAGAGAACGGAAAAAAGAAAUUAAAAAGAGAGCAGCUAUAGGCAAUACAGUGCGUGGAUUUCUCUCAUCUGGCCACAGCAGGCAGGACAGGUAUGAGACAAAUAGACAACAAUCUUCAGGUGGAAGUGGCCUGUCAAGUUUAUGUCCAAAGCUGGUGGCCAGUGGAGGUGGUGGUAAUCAGGGUGGGAUUAGUCUAUCAGUGGGCCACUUAGCCUCUCAGGAAGCAGGAGGCCCUUGUUCAGUUGUAACCACUCAAAGGAUUCAUAACCAUACACAUAAUCAUAAACGCCAAAGAAAAUUAUCUAUUGUUUCACAAGCUGGCACUAGUGCCCAUAAUUCUGGUGAUAGAAAGACAUCAAAUAUAAACCGUUCCUCUACACCAAUUUGCAAGAAACAAGUACGGACACAAAGAACGGAUGUUACUGAUUCAUUGUCUAUAACAAGUAACGGAAUCGCUAGUAAUUCACCUUCUUCUAAAAAGAAAGUUUUAUCUGCAUUACGAAUUUCUGAAAAGUCAUCAUCUCGGAAUCUCAAUUCACCAUCUUUAGAUCAUGAAAAUGACCGCAGUUUUAGCGAUGCAGAGGAAGCUAUUACAGCAACAGAAAAUGUCUUCAAUGUGCCAGGAUCCACUUCCACACCAUCGACACCACUUAGUCGACUGAAAUCAAAAAAAUCGGACGAAGAUGAAACGAGUAUGGAAUGCAAUAUUAGUGAAGAAGGUGCUGAUUUGUCACAGAACACAUCAGACAAAAAAGAAUCAUUAAAUCCUAAUGAUCCUAAUGAACAAAGGGCAUCUACAUCAGAAUGUUUUGAAUUCUCUAAAACUUCGAAUAUUACAAGAAAAAUAUCAACAAAUAGUGUUGAAGAAGAAAUAGGUGCACAGAAUAAACAAAAAUUAUUUUCCACUUCUUCCACAAGUACGAAAUCCACUGAAUGCAAAUCUAUAAAAUCUAGAAGUAAAUAUGUUACAGAAAAGAUGAUUGAACAGCAAAAUAAUAAAAAUUUAAAAGAAGCAAAUAUGGAAAGAAACAUAGAUACAACUUUGGCCACAGAAAUGAGUUCAACAAUAAAAAAAAAUAACGAAAAAACAAAACAGAAAACGUCUAACGAAGAAUCUACUAAUAUUGAAGAGAUUGAAGACUUAGCCAAAAAUUUGGAAAAAAAUAUGAUAGAUGACAAAAAGAAUACGCAACAAAGUGAAGAGAAGAUAAAAAGUUCAAGAUUUGUAACAUCAAAAGUAUCGGAAGAAAUUAUAGAUACUGAAGUUAAGGAUAUAGAUGCCCAAAGAGAAGUAGAAGAAGAAGAAGUAACAAUAUACGAUGAUGAUAAUGGCACCAGUAUUAGUGAUAUUGUUGCUGCUCAAGCGCUUCAUGAAUCUCUGAGUAAACUAGGAAAAGUGCCACCGUUAGAUACAGAAAUGGAGAAUGUCAGUGGUGCAAACACGCAAGACGAAAUCAAAAUGGCGAAAGAAGAAAAAGGAGAAAUGGCGAAAGAAGUCGUGCAAGAAGAAACGGUGGAAGGAUUUAUCGGUCCUUUACUUGAUGAAAAUUUCAAAGCAGAUGAAAAAUUAACGCAGAAAACAAUGGCUAUGGAAGAAGUACGAAAUUUAUUAAUGAAAGUUAAAGUGCAAACUGUUGAAGAUGAUGAUGACGAAGAAAAGGCCAUAGGUAUAUCACCAGAUGGUAGAUUUUUAAAAUUUGAAGAGGAAAUUGGUAGAGGCAGCUUUAAAACUGUGUACAGAGGUCUGGACACUCAAACUGGUGUAGCUGUUGCUUGGUGCGAAUUGCAGGAAAAAAAAUUAAAUAAAACAGAAAGAUUAAGAUUUCGAGAGGAAGCAGAAAUGUUGAAGGGGUUACAACACCCAAAUAUUGUUAGGUUUUAUGAUUAUUGGGAAGUUACACUUACACGUAGAAAAUAUAUUGUGUUGGUUACUGAACUUAUGACUUCAGGAACAUUGAAAACGUACCUAAGGCGAUUUAAAAAAAUUAAUCCAAAAGUAGUAAAAUCUUGGUGUCGACAAAUUUUGAAAGGCCUUAGUUUCUUGCAUUCGAGAUCGCCACCAAUUAUUCAUCGUGAUUUAAAAUGUGACAAUAUUUUUAUAACUGGUACUACAGGAAGUGUAAAAAUUGGCGACUUGGGACUUGCUACUCUUAAAAAUCGAAGUUUUGCAAAAAGUGUUAUUGGAACUCCUGAAUUUAUGGCACCAGAAAUGUACGAAGAACAUUACGAUGAAUCUGUUGACGUUUAUGCGUUCGGAAUGUGUAUGCUUGAAAUGGCUACUAGUGAAUAUCCAUAUUCAGAAUGUACUGGACCGGCUCAAAUAUAUAAACGUGUAGUAUCGGGUGUAAAGCCGCAGAGUUAUGAUAAAGUGGAAAAUCCAGAAGUACGUGAAAUUAUAGAAAUGUGUAUUCGUCUAAAGAAAGAAGAACGACCCUUAGUUAAAGAUCUUUUAAAUCACGAAUUUUUUGCGGACGAUGUUGGAUUAAAAUUAGAAAUGGUUUCGAGAGAUUCGGCCGUAGCGGAUGCUGAAUUAUCGCGCGUAGAAUUCCGACUCAGAGUGUUGGAUCCUAAGAAACGUACUAACAAACAUAAAGAAAAUGAGGCGAUACAGUUUGACUUUGACAUUCAAACUGACAACGCAGAAGAAGUAGCCUCGGAAAUGGCUAAAUCUAGCCUUAUACUCGAAGAAGAUGUUAAGGCUGUGGCAAAAAUGUUAAAAUCGCAAAUCAGUACUUUGUUGCGAGAAAGAGAAGAACGUAAAGCCAAAGAAGAAAAGGAACGUUUAGAUCGAGAAGCAGAUAGUGCUAAUACAACUACUGAAAAUUUGCUGCAACAACAAUUAUUACUUCAACAAAUGCAAUUGCAACAACAGCAACAACAACAGAUGCAAUCAAACAUGGGUAUUCAAAUCCAGGGUCAAGUACAAAUGCAAUUGCAACAGACUCAAAUACCUUUGCAGCAACAGCAGCAACAGAUACAAACUGCUGCGCAACAACCUCCGCAGCACAAUUUACAACCACAGCAAGUUCAGUUGGUUCAACAACAACCAUUAAUGCAACAACAAACCUCUGUUGUUCAACCACAGCAAGCACAGCAAAUGCAACAAGUACCUCAAGUUUCACAGCAGCAAGUACAAUACCAACAACAGCAAUAUCAACAGCAGUUACAACAACAAUAUCAACAGCAGCAGCAGCAACAACAGCAACAGCAGUCACAACAAUUUCCUUCGCAUGUUUCACAAAAUUUAACUGCUACUUCACAAUGUUCUACCCCUCAGACUGUACAAACUCAAUCACAGUUUUCUCAAGUACCUCAACAAAUACAGCAACAGCAACAUUUACAUCAACAACAGCAAUAUAUACAAUUGAAUGUGCCGCAACAAAUGGGCCAUCAAAUACAACAGCAAAUGCCGCCACAGAUACAAAUUUUACCGCAACCACAACACAUGCAUCAGCAAAUACCCCAACCUCAGCAAGUGCAGUAUUCUCAGCCGCAAAUACAGCAUGUUCAGCAAGUACAUCCGCAUUCAGUGAAUUCUCCACCAGUUCAAAAUCAACAAUACUAUCAACAAAGUGCAACAGGAACCUCAGGAUACAGUACGCAAUCUAUAUAUCAACAAAAUAUAUCUCAACAAAUGUAUCAUUCAUAUGCUGGCUCAAAUUCUUCUGGCCAUGUCGAAAUUUUACCAUCCAACCAAUCUACUGCCCAAAUAUAUUCUCAUCCGAGCAUCCCUCAGAAUACAGCACCUCCAACUUCACAACCUUACAUACAACCACAACCAGGGCAAGCAUCUGUACCAUCCGGUCUAAAUAUUCAGAGCACAUCAUCAGCAACUCACAUACAAAAUACAAUAACUUCGACGAUUCCAAUGCAAAAUGCAUCAUCGAUUAUUUCAAAUGGUGGACACCAACCUCAACAUCAACAAAAUGUUUUAGUUCAGAUGCAAUAUUCGCAAAAUUCUAAUAUCCCUACUACUAUACCUAUAUCAUCUGGUAUUUCUGUGCAAUCAACAACAACAUCUCAACAUCAACAGUCUUUUAUUUCAAAUACAGAGCAAUGUUCUAACACAGAUAGAUCAUCCUUAUCUAAACAAGAUACAAUGGAUUCUGUGCAAUCUUUACCACCAGACAUACCGUCUAAUAUUCAGGAUCAAGGGAACGUUUCUAUUAUGUCUGGUAGCGCUACAUCCCAAGCAACAGUGCCAAAUGAAGGAAUGAGUCAAGAAAAUGCCGAAAAUGUCGCUUCGUCUGAAAGGUCUAAAGUAAAAAGAUCUGGUACAAAACGUAAGAAGCCUGGUAUAAAAUUAACAGUUUUGUCUGUAAGCAGUAACGAGGGACAAUCAAUGACUGUUGAGUGUCAGCUAGAUACCAGUAAACAAAAAACUGUAACAUUUAAAUUUGAUAGGGAUGAUAUGGUACCUACUGACAUUGCUAACAAUCUGGUUGCUGAAAACUUAUUACCACAAUCUCAAUGCGAAACAUUCGUUGAACUGAUAGAAGAUAUUGUUAAACAAUUGCGUUUAGACCCUACACGGUCUUUACCUCUAGUAGCACAUGGUCCACCAGAUCAAUCUGCCGGUGGUAGUCCAGUUACGAGUCGUCGACCUAGAGAUCGUGACCACAGUCUUGAUACAGCUAAGCAGGUGAGACAUGGCUCGCUAACUCGUCAAAGCAGCCACCGAUCGUCGUACAAAGUCCAUCGUAGACACCGUUCGAGAGACGAAACUUCAAAUACUUCUACACCUACGAAAUUGUUACCGAUUGACCAAAUUCUUUCUCAUAUUACGGGUUCCGCUUCAACUGAAAAACAACAAAAUGUGCAAACACCUGACAGCCAGAUGGGUCCUGAAAAUACAUCAGCUGAAGCUUCCAGAAGAUCAUCGACUUCUACACAAAAUACAGAUACAUUAACACCGACUAAUUUACCAAGCGAUCCAACUGAUCCAACUCAGGAAACUAUCGUUUCUGUAACAACAGCAGACACAGUUCUAGACGUACACAACAUACUUAAAGAUGAAAUCGCUAAAUCAACAAAUCAAAGUCAAACAAACGAUUCGGUCGUAAAUCAAACAAACGAAAAAUCUAAAGAAUCCAUGGUUCAGGACGAAACAGAGCAAGAAAAGGAAAUAAAUAAAGAACCACAACCUGACGCUUUAGUUACAGAAAUGGCAACAUUAACUGCACCACCUCCAGCGCGAAAAAUUUCUCGUUUCUUAGUUAGUCCUGUAGUCGAGCAAAAAGUUGUUACAAGCGAAGAGGAGGAAUCUACUACUACUGUAGAAAGUGUAGAUAAAUCUAAUAUAUUAACAACACAAUCUAGUUUAUUAUUGCAACCAAAUACGAUUGAUGAAGGACAAGCAAAACACGAUGAUCUAGAAGUAAAUGUUUUGGAGACACAAGCUACAAUUCCUGAGAAAUCUAAUAUUGAAACCGUUACGCAAAGUCCUCAGUGUGUCGUAGAACAAAUGGACAAUAUUCAAACAAUUCAACAACCGGUACAGCAAUCGAUCAAUCCUCAAACUACUGUACAAGGGCAACAAGCGAUACUACCCAUGUCACAAAUGCAGCAGAAUGUUAAUGCUACGCAAUCUAGUCAACAUAACGUAAUUGUUCAAGGAUCGGCAAUAACGCAGCAAUCACCUCAACAAAUACAAGUUGCACCUCAAAGUGUAACUCUGUCACAGAAAGAUCUACAGACUCAAGUUUCUUCGAGUGGAAUCAAUUUACUAGGGCAGUAUCAAAAUCAAUCUAUACCGUGCAAUGUUCUGUUACAACAACAACAAAUUACCGUACAGCAAAAUUUAACGCAAAUGCACAUUCAGUCUGAACAUCAGGGACAAAUGCAAGUUCAACGACCGUUGCAACAAUUUCAACCUCAGCAAAUACCGCAACAACAACAACAACAACAACAACAACAACAACAGUAUGUAAUACUUUCUGGGCCUAUUUCCCAAUUGCAACCAACUGCAAUCAUAGAUGAAAGAAACCGCAGAAUUUCUAAUAUUUCUACUACAUCGAACAUGUCCACGGAUUCACAAAUUUCAGAAAUUGCUAGUGUAACAGAUGACAAAAAACAAUCACUAAUUGUGCCCAAUUUAUCGAUGCCUCAAAUGCAGUCUGUACAAUAUAUUUCUCAAACAGAUGGAUCAAACAUCACUCCUUUGUCGCAAACUGUUUUAGAACCAAUCCAACAGCUUCAAACGGCUCCUCAAACUAAUGUCCCCAGUGUAUCUGCACCUGUACACCAAGUUGUCAGUGCAGAAGUUACUCCUAAAGUUAUGCUUAAAACGAAAGAAGUUUCAUCAACGCUUCCAGAUUUAGCACAAAAUUUAGCAAAUAUACUUUCAAACCCAAAAUCAAAAUCUGUGACUCCACAUUGUUUAACUACCCACGAGCCAAGCCAAACUGUAAAUAUUUCCGGAACCACAAUACUCGAAUAUAAACCCACUCUUCAAUCUGAGCAGUAUUUCCAACCUAUUCAACCUGAAGCAAGUCAAAUACAAAUACAGCCACAAUUACCACAUAAUUAUCAAGCGAACAUGACACAACAAGUAAUUCCACAAACGUUUCAAAUCAGUCAGCAGUCUCAUCAAGCUCAGGUACCUUUGCAACAAACAAUGCAACUAAAUACAACUCAUCAGAUCGAUUCUCAGUUACAAAUGGCACAACAAAACUUCCAAGGAGUAGCGGUUCACGCAUUAACUUCACAGAGUAAAUGGAUUGCUCCUAUGAAUCAAAUAAUACAGCAAACUGCGCCGAUAAGACAUGUUCAACAGACCCAGCCACAAUUGCAUCAAACUAUCUCACAAUACGUUGUACAAGAUACUCAAAAUUUAGAAGGUUCUACUCCUUCUGAUCAGUCUCAGUUUCAUUUAAAGCUCCCUGAUCAACAACUCUCAGGAAAAAUAUUCGAAACGGAAGCUCAAGAAGGAAUCAGUUCAACUGGGCGUACAAGUUCCGAGUGUCCAUUGUUAUCAGAGAAUGAAAAUUCUAGCCAUGAUAUAACUCCUGAACAUACGAUCGUUGAGUCAGUUGAUUCAGCAUUAUUUACACAAAACCAAAUAUUGCAACAACAGCAACAGCAGCAACAACAACAACAACAUCGAAAACUUAGUCAACAGAAUUCCUUAGAUAAAGUCACAGAUACGAGCACUGGCACUAGUGUUCCAGGUGGAACAGGUCCACAAACAAUAGCAGAUCUCCAUCAGAAGCUUGUUCAAUUAACAAGUCAACCAUCUGAAGCACUUAAUGUAGGCACGCCACCAAUAAGUUACCCAGCUACCCCUCAUAAUCACCAAAUGAUAGGUGGAUAUGAUGCCUAUAUGCAUUCUUUGCAACAGAAACUUGUUAAUAUUGGCAUGCCAAUUUCCACUACACACGGUACAGGACCUCUAUCACCUCAGACUACGUUACAGUCUACUGCAACCUUGAGUGAUUCAAGUGUUACAACAAGCGUAGAAAAUUCUGUUUUAGUUCAGGAAAACUCGAUUCAUCAACUUGCGCUUUCUCAAACUCACGUGGAUUGCUCUCUCGAUAGUCCAACACCUGGAGGAGCUCCUAUAGGAUCUGAAACUAUGAGUCCCAGCAAAGAAAGUAUAAAAGUUCGAACACAAAGACCAGGAUCUCGUCUUCAGGAAUUAGAACAGGAAUUAGCAAAAAUUCAUCAUAGAGGGUCGAUUCUAUCAACAGUUUCGCCACAACCUUUAACACCGCCUGUAUCCGUCGUUGGUUCUGUCCAGGUGCAACCCUCACAACCUACUCAAAGUUUAUUGACUACCGUUCCACCUGUAACUGCUGUGCCUGUCGCUACUGUUACUCCCAGUGUCAUUACAUCACGCUCAGAUACGAAUACUCCAGUGCAAAUAGAAUCUCAAGAAAAUGCUUCUGAGAAGGUUAGUACAACACAACCUGUUAGAAAAAUAUCAAGAUUCGUGGUUUCCAAGGUCGCAGGUCCUCCUAGUAAUGCUGCUAUAUCAAUUCAACAACAUGCCGAUAUACCAAAAAGCCAAAUAGAAGAUUCAAAGGUUUAUCAUGUAGAUGAUACACAGGGUACACCAGUGCAAAUAAUUCAUAGUCGUGAAGGUUCUUUACCACCUACGCAAAUCACUCAAUCUAUUAAUGCUUCUGUCAUAGAACAAUCAGAAAAGGACGAGAGAUUUUGGACAUUGACACCAAGUGAAGAAUAUCAGUUGCUUAUAAAAAAACAAACCAUGGAAUUGGAAACACUGCAGAGAAGACACAGAGAAGAAUUGGAACGAUUUCAACAGCAUCAAUUACAGCUAUUAAUUCAACAACAACAGCAAGCAAGUGCGCUUCAUCACCAUCAACAUCAUCCAGUGCUUUAUCAUACCGUUACGACUAGUGUGACAGGACAGACCAGACUUCCAGGUACAGAAGAUUAUUUAAUGUUUAAUACAACACCCCAAACUCCUUUGCAAAAAGCUCCAAGUAAUUAUCCAGAUACGGAUGAAACAUUACGAUUAGCUAUGCAGAAAUUGAAGCAAACUCCUUUGCAACUACAAUCACAACAGGCAGCAACUGGAAUACCACAUGCUUAUGUUAUUCCAAUUCCAGUAGUGCCUUCUGAAACUAUGCAAAAUGUGUCUAAUCAAUCUGCUAGUUAUUCGAGUGAAAUCACAGAAUCUCUUGAACCAUUACAUAAUCCGGCAAUUAUAAAUCCUGCGCAGUAUCAGUUCACACCUAUUUUACCAGACGGAACAAAUAUUGCAGUAUCUUCUGGAUCAUUAGUCACACCUAUACCGAUAUCAAGUUCAACGGGAAGUGGAGGUUACAUUCAGUAUCACGAUAAUCAAACGUUAUCAAAUUUUCAAGCAUUCAGCUGUACACCACAUGGUGGUUUCUUUUUACCAGCUGGCUAUCGACUAAUAUACGCUCCACCUGGUGGAACGUCACAGUCUCAACCAGCUACGCCAGCUACCCCACAUAUAGGAAAUUCUCAUGAUGGUACACCGCCGGCAGAACCUUUGCAUACCACAAAUGUCGACAAUUCAACAGCUUCUUCUUCCCAUAUCGAUCAAUAACGUAAUCUUCAACGAGUUAUGAUCUAUAUUUUUCGAUUUAUUCAUUUUUCUAACACAUUCUUUAUUUAAACGUUGCCCUUUAUCCACUAGUAUGAGAAUCAUGCAUUAUUACGAUUGUUAUUCUAUUAUAGUUUUGCUAAUUGCGCUACCCUCAUCCUCGUGGGUAUGUAUGCGGGGAGACGCGAAUGAAAGUAUUUAGGAUGUAUUCGAUAUUGUAACAUCCGUGCGUAAUUGCUGAAAUAUUCUCGUUAUCUAUGCGUGAGCAUGAUAUUAUCUGAUAUGUGCCUCGCAGGAAAAUUAAAACCUCGAUUCGUACAUGGAGAAUAUUUUGAAUUAAGCUUCUGGAUAAAAAACGAUAGGAAAGAAAAAGAAAUAAAA